This is a messenger RNA of Heteronotia binoei (common prickly gecko), 1082 nucleotides long. It is a transcript of the gene GDF7, whose product is annotated as growth differentiation factor 7. Gene Ontology annotation, molecular function: cytokine activity; growth factor activity. The transcript is spliced from 2 exons. Gene Ontology annotation, biological process: BMP signaling pathway; SMAD protein signal transduction. The record is from RefSeq and is a predicted model, not a curated record. Lineage: Eukaryota; Metazoa; Chordata; Lepidosauria; Squamata; Gekkonidae. The coding region runs from base 1 to 1080 and encodes 359 amino acids. Gene Ontology annotation, cellular component: extracellular region.
AUGGGCUUCACCAGUCCCUGCCAGGGCAAGCUGACGGCUGCUCUGGAUGGGGCGCGCCAGAUCCUCCACCCAGCGCUGGGGCGGCAGCCCCACGACCCCCUCCCCUUUUCUCUGGUAGCCUCGGCACAGCAGGCAGACGACUCUCCGUGGGAAGAGGCCGAGCUGGAGCAGCGCUACUUCUUCGACAUCUCCACGCUGCCCGAGGGGGACGAGGUGGUGGGCGCCGAGCUGCGGAUCCUGCGCAAGCCCCCCGAGAACCGGAGCCUGGCGCUGUCCCCGGAAGGCCUCCUGCACCGCCUGCUGCUCUCCGCCUGCCCGGCCGGCCCCGAGGGGAGCGCCCAGCUGUGGGACUCGCGGGCCGGGGACCUCUUGGACUGGGGCGGCGAGGCGGAGGCGGCGGCCAAGUGGGAGGUCUUCGACGUGUGGGCGGCGCUGGGGGGCGAGGCCGGGCGGCCGCCGCGGCUGUGCUUCCUCCUGCGGGUGGUGUCGGAGCGCUCGGGCGGCCUGCUGGCCCCGGGGUCCCUGGGCUUCCGCCCGCAGCCGGAAGAGGAGGCCGAGCGCGCCCUGCUGGUGGUCUUUGCGCGCAGCCGCCGGAAGGAGACCCUCUUCCAGGAGAUCCGGGACAAGGCCCAGGCGCCGGGCGGGGCCCUGCUGGAGCCGCCUGCCGGCCGCCAGAGGAAGCGGCGGCGGAGGACGGCGCUGGCCGGGCGGGCGGCGGGGCGUGGCGGCGGCGGCGGCGGCGGCGGGCAGGGCAGGAGGGCCAAGAGCCGCUGCAGCCGCAAGGCGCUGCACGUCAACUUCAAGGAGCUGGGCUGGGACGACUGGAUCAUCGCGCCCCUGGACUACGAGGCCUACCACUGCGAGGGCGUCUGCGACUUCCCGCUGCGCUCCCACCUGGAGCCCACCAACCACGCCAUCAUCCAGACCCUCAUGAACUCCAUGGACCCCGAGGCCACGCCGCCCUCCUGCUGCGUCCCCGCCAAGCUCAGCCCCAUCAGCAUCCUCUACAUCGACGCCGGCAACAACGUCGUCUACAAGCAGUACGAGGACAUGGUGGUGGAGGCCUGCGGCUGCAGGUAGCG